Molecule: messenger RNA, 1195 nt
Organism: Drosophila grimshawi
Lineage: Eukaryota; Metazoa; Arthropoda; Insecta; Diptera; Drosophilidae
Gene: Rab14
Product: ras-related protein Rab-14
Exons: 5
Coding region: 232-879 (215 amino acids)
Biological process (GO): endocytic recycling; defense response to bacterium; phagosome maturation
Cellular component (GO): trans-Golgi network; Golgi apparatus; phagocytic vesicle
Molecular function (GO): GTP binding; GTPase activity
Source: RefSeq, a predicted model, not a curated record
AUCUGGUUUUUCAUAUUUAAUUAAAGUUCUAUAUAUUGGUGUUUAUUUUAUUUUGCUUGUGCUGCACUUGAAUUAGGUGCCCCACUGUGUGCCAUUAUCGACUGUGCGUAAUUGCAAAUAUAAACAAAUACACAAGUGAUACACACACACAAGCCCAUAUUACACCCCUCCAGCCCCGUGCUCCGUACUGGAAUCCAAAAUACAAAAAGAAAGAAAAAAAACGAUCCCAAUAUGACUGCAGCACCCUAUAACUACAACUAUAUAUUUAAGUACAUCAUCAUUGGUGACAUGGGCGUAGGCAAAUCCUGUCUGCUGCACCAGUUUACGGAGAAGAAAUUCAUGGCCAACUGUCCGCAUACAAUUGGCGUGGAGUUUGGCACACGCAUCAUUGAGGUUGACGACAAGAAAAUUAAGCUGCAAAUUUGGGAUACGGCCGGUCAGGAGCGUUUUCGAGCCGUAACACGAUCGUAUUAUCGUGGUGCUGCUGGAGCAUUGAUGGUUUACGAUAUAACCAGGCGCUCCACAUAUAAUCAUUUGAGCAGCUGGCUCACCGAUACACGGAAUCUCACAAAUCCCAGCACUGUGAUCUUUUUAAUUGGGAAUAAAUCUGAUUUGGAGAGCACACGCGAGGUAACUUACGAGGAGGCUAAGGAGUUCGCCGAUGAGAAUGGUCUGAUGUUUUUGGAAGCCAGCGCCAUGACUGGCCAAAACGUGGAGGAGGCUUUUCUUGAAACGGCACGCAAGAUCUAUCAGAAUAUACAAGAGGGACGCCUGGACUUAAAUGCAUCCGAGUCGGGUGUCCAGCAUCGACCCUCGCAGCCAUCGCGACAAUCGAUUAGCAGCGAGGCAAUGCAUGCCAAGGAUCAGUGCUCGUGUUAAAUGUAUUAACUUUAUAUACUAUAUAUAUAUAUACACACACACAUACAAAAAUAGAUAUACAAAUCGAAAUUUUAUUUUUAGCGCAACUCGUAAUCAUAUUGAUUUCUUAUUUAUCCAAAAGCAAAAUGCAAUGAUACAAAAAAAAAGCAAAGCAAAAGUAAAAAAUACACUUGUAUGUAGUUAAAUAUUGGAUUAAGUCGUAAAAAGUGUGAACAAAAACCAAAAUACAUAAACGUCCCCCAUAUGACAAGCGACAUUUAGAAAUCUGUGUAAUAUCUAGUAAGCUAUUGAUAGUAAAUUGAAUAUUUUCAAUCAA